AUGCUUGAGAAGUCGAGAGGGCUUGUUGCCGACUGUAUUAUAUAUGACCUCGAGGAUUCUGUCGCGAGAAGCGAGAAGGCGGAGGCACGAUCGAGGCUUCGACAAUUACUUGAUUUGCCUCGGCCAAAGACGGUUCAUGAGCAGGCGGUUCGGAUCAAUGCAAUCGAUAGUGGAAUGGCGUUUGAUGAUUUGGGGAAGAUUGUGAGUCGCAUAGGAGCUUUCGGCACAAGUAGUCAGAGGCUGAUUCGCAAUGUAUUCCAGUUGAAAUGUGAGAAUCUCGACUCGAUCGUCGUGCCCAAAGUCCAAUCAGCAGCGGAUCUCCGAUCUGUCGCGGACGCAAUCAAGCAUCACGCUCCCCAUCGGUGUAUGCUUGACCAUGGUGCCUCUGCCUCGGUGUUGAAUAGCAAAAGCAGCUCCAGGAACACAAGACCUCUGCAACUAAUUGGCCUCAUCGAGUCUGCCCGUGGGCUCCUGUCCCUCGCUGACAUCUGCACCGCCACACCGUUCCUGUCCGGUAUUGCCUUUGCAGCAGAAGAUUUCGCUCUGGACCUUUCUCUUGUUCAUACUCCGUCUCGUCUCGAAAUGCUGCAUGCGCGUUCAACGAUCGUGACCGCAUGCCGGGCUUUCAAUGUGCCAAGCGUAAUUGACCUAGUUAGCACGGAAUUCAAAGGGCAGUCUGGCCAGCAGAGACUAAAAGAAGAUUGCCUGUUUGGGCAAUCCCUCGGCUUCAAUGGAAAGCAGUGUAUACACCCACUCCAACUAGAGCCUGUCCAGGCAGCGUUUGGGCCAUCGCAAAGGGAAAUUGAGUGGGCGACAAGGGUUGUGGCCGGCGCAAGCCAAGCAGAAAACAAAGGCAAAGGGGCCUGGUCACUCGAAGGCCAGAUGAUAGAUGCGCCCAUCAUCGCCCGGGCUGAGCGGACUCUCGAGAAGGCUAGGCGUUUCGGAUCGUGA
Amorphotheca resinae ATCC 22711 is the source of this 951-nucleotide messenger RNA. RefSeq lists its product as hypothetical. NCBI's taxonomy places the organism in Eukaryota, Fungi, Ascomycota, Leotiomycetes, Helotiales, Amorphothecaceae. The record is from RefSeq and is a predicted model, not a curated record. Bases 1 to 951 code for a protein of 316 amino acids. Gene Ontology annotation, molecular function: catalytic activity; magnesium ion binding. The transcript has a single exon. Gene Ontology annotation, biological process: oxaloacetate metabolic process.